UUCUUCAAAUCUUUUUCUCUUCUCUCAUUUCUAACUUAUAAACUUCAACUCUUCUUCCUCAUACAUACUUCCAAAUCCUUCCAUUUUUCUCUUUCAAUUCAACACCCCGCCGUCCACUCACCGCAUCUUCCCCGCUCCUUCUCUCCCUCCAUCAAAUGCCUUCCUCAUCCCACUCUCUUUUUUCUUCAAUCGGAUAAAACCCUGUUUCAAUCCCGACUCCAUCCACUACCCUCAUUCUUAAAUUCCCUUCCUCUUUCUAUACUAAUUAAUACACACUUCGUUUCUUCCUUUACUUUUUCCAUUUUGUUUUUCUUCAUAUUUUCCCAUCGAGAGGUGUCAGCAUACUUAUUGUUCAAAGUUCUCUGUUUCUAUCCAUGGCGGAGGAUAAGAAAACAGGGAAAUUGAAGAUGGUUAUCGAUGCAAAUACUCCAGACAAGAAGAUUGAGAAAGGGAAACACGUUGCAGCUGUUAGCUUGGAGAGGCAACAAUGGAAGCCAGUUUUAGAUGAUGCUUUCUUGUCUAGAAGACCUCUCAAGAAAAUCUGCAGUUCUGAUUUUCAUAACCCAUUUCUUCAUUCCCCUCUUUCUCUUUCUCCCCCUUCUUCUAAAAUCCAAUUUCCUUUCGAUUUCGAGGCAUCUCAACAUUCAUCAAUAACAACCACGACAACAACAACACAGUUUAAUUCUCAACAUCCGAUUUCUUCCUCUUCUUCUUCUUCCUCUCCCUUUACGGCCUUCGGGUCUCCGGAGCAACAGAUGAUUUCCUUUAGUUCCAAUCAACAACAGGGAUUUGGCUUUCCGCCCUACUUCCUCAACGGAGACCCGGUGGCAUCGCAGCAGAGACUUUUCAAGUACUGGAGUGAUGCGUUUCAUUUGAGUCCAAGAGGAAGAGCUAUGAUGAUGAGUAGAUUCGGCCCGGAUGGAGGUAAUUUGUUUCGGCCGCCAUUGCAGCCCAUAAGUGCCACUAAGCUUUACAGAGGAGUUCGACAGCGGCAUUGGGGGAAAUGGGUGGCCGAAAUUCGUCUCCCUCGUAACCGAACUCGUCUUUGGCUCGGAACUUUCGACACCGCUGAAGACGCCGCCAUGGCUUACGAUCGUGAAGCCUUCAAAUUACGAGGCGAAAAUGCUCGACUCAAUUUCCCUGAUCGUUUCUUCAAGAAAGACAUUCCAAAAACAGAGGCAGAAACAGAGCAUACAAUUCCAAUAACAGAAGAAGCUCAUCCCGAAAACUUUAUCCUUCUUCCGCCGCCAGAAGAAGAAAAACCAAAUAACGACUUGACGGAGAGCGGCAGCUGCGCAUCUGAGCCGACGGAGAUGGUAUGGGGAGAAAUGGAAGAGGCUUGGUUUAAUGCGAUUCCGGCCGGUUGGGGUCCAGGAAGCGCGGUUUGGGAUAAUCUAGACCCAACAAACAAUUUAGUUCUUCAAUCACAAAUCCCAUUUGGUUCUUCAAAUGAGCAACAGAUGAACGAAUCCAACGAUAAUCAGAACAAGCUUGAAACUUCCGAAUCGGCUUCGUCUUCGUCUACGUCUGCUCCCACGAAGCUUUUCUUAUGGAAAGAUCAAGAUUGAAUAAUUAGACUUCUUCUCUUCUUUUUUACUGAAUUUUUACCACUCCAUUGGAUGAUUGGGUGAUUGUAGUAGUCCUCCGAUUUGGUCGUAUGUUUUUGGAAGACCAAUCCAAUGGCUUUAGACAUCAUAAAGAUGGAAUUUCUUUGAUGAAAUUCUUGAUUUUAUGUUUAUUGUGAAGAAGAACCAUGGAAGGAAGGGAUUUGAGACGUGUUUUUUGAUCUCUUUCCCCUUCACAGUUUGGUGCGUCAUCGUUCCAUUAAAGCCAUUGUUUUUAGGCUUUCAUGGCGGUUUUUUAGUUUUGUCUUUGUAUUUUUUGCUCUUUUUCUCUCUCUCUCUCUUUUACAUUCCAUUUUUUGGAGUUUCCUUUUGCCUUCUAUGUAUUAUGUAAUUUAGAUCUUUUCUUUAUAACCAUUUUUUUUAGGUCAAUAUGGUGUGAAGUGUUUCAUCUAUUGUUUCAACUUAUAUAGCAUAUAUACUUUGCUUA
Cucumis sativus (cucumber) is the source of this 2052-nucleotide messenger RNA. Its product is annotated as ethylene-responsive transcription factor ERF053. The transcript has a single exon. The record is from RefSeq and is a predicted model, not a curated record. Gene Ontology annotation, biological process: regulation of DNA-templated transcription. NCBI's taxonomy places the organism in Eukaryota, Viridiplantae, Streptophyta, Magnoliopsida, Cucurbitales, Cucurbitaceae. Gene Ontology annotation, molecular function: DNA-binding transcription factor activity; DNA binding. Bases 375 to 1568 code for a protein of 397 amino acids.